Aureobasidium musti is the source of this 1173-nucleotide messenger RNA. The record is from the annotation of a GenBank genome assembly. NCBI's taxonomy places the organism in Eukaryota, Fungi, Ascomycota, Dothideomycetes, Dothideales, Saccotheciaceae.
AUCACGAUGGAUACCACACUCAUCUCUUCAUCUCGAUCGACGGUCCAAGGCAUCGCGGGCGCUGCCAUCGGACUGUCAAGCAUCCUCGUCAUCGUUCACAUCGUCUCAAGGCGUAUUGCAAGGACUUUCAUCUGGUGGGAUGAUGGUCUGUUAUGGUUGGGUGGCUGCAUGACUCUUGUGAUGAAUGCUCUCUUCAUUCAUGGAGCACAAUUAGGCCUUGGUGCAUAUGAAGAUCAAGUAUCCUCACCGCAGCUUGAAGCUUCAUUACUACUCUUCUACAACCGUAUGUUCGCCAGCUCAAACAACACUCUGCGCUGGACAGUGUAUUUCUCUCUUUGCCUCAUCUUCGUAUGGGUCAUCACAUUCACUGCCGCCUCAGCCUUCCAAUGCACACCAGUCUCAUACUUUUGGGACAGUGGUGUAGCUGGAAAGUGUAUCACUUCUGACUGGACUUCGAGGACAGCCAUUGCCAUCUGUGACACUAUCUUGAACCUAGCCACCGACUUCCUCUGCUUGAUGGCACCUUUCCAGGUGCUUCGCAAGCUGCAGUUGACCAACAGCAAGAAGGCUGGCUUGGCCGCUGUCUACCUCCUCGGUGGCUGCAAGAUUGUCAUCACUGUCAUCCGCGUUCUCUACCAGAUUGAUACUCCUUACCUGGCCUCAACCGACUCUCUCUACUCAUCUUUCGCUCCUACCAUCUUCCUCAUCAUCGAAACCAACCUUGCAAUCGCUUGUGCUUGCUUACCUUCCUUCUCUGUCAUGAACGGUCGCGCAAUUUUCGUCAAGACUAAGCUCGUCUCACGCUCCAACACUCCCGAAAUCAUUGAGCCUCCCAACUCUCCUUACUGCCGUCCCAGCUUCCAACAACAACCAUUCUCAGACACUUCUCUCUUCCUGACCGAGUUCAAACGCCAACCAGCAGCUGAAUUCCCAAUUCUCACCACUAUCACUAGCAAUGUCCCCGAGGAGCCUACUCGUCUGCCCAGCCUUGAGUUGGGUAGCUUUGCCCAAUCUUCUGUCUUCGACAUCCUCAAGCCUGCCGGCGCCAUCGUCAAGACUUUGGACGUCCAGCAGACCAUUGAGGAGUUCGACUCUGUCAGAACUCUAAAUGUCGAACAAACGAUCGAGGAGUACGACUACAUCAUGAGACAAGCGUCCUUCUCCAUCGUCUGA